CUCAGUCGGUUGCGCCGCCGCGUAGGGUCAGUUGCACCUUCUCGAUCACAGGUGGCCGUGGGAGCCGGGCGGGACCUCGGCGAUGAUCCGGCAUUAAGGACCUGGGCUCUCAAUCUCAGGUGGUUUGAGGAAAGUAUAGGGGCAGCCAAAGAUUAUCUGCUUGACUAGGCCUCUUGCCCUGAACCUCAUGAAGAAAUGAUAGGAGGCAGACAUAUGUGCCUAAGAAGAGCACUGAGCUCAGUGGAGAGCAACACGGAGAUUUGGGGGUGUGCUUUGAUUUGUGUACAUCAAUGGCAGAAUCCUCCAGUGAUUCAGACCACUUCCGCUCUCAUGACCGGUUGAGUCGAUGGGCUGCCAGGUCAAUACACAGGGAAAUUGGAAAUCGUCCUACAGUCGAUGUCACCAAGAAGGUCAACACUAUAACGAGUACUUUACAGGACACCAGUCGAAACCUGCGACAAGUAGACCAGAUGCUUGGACAGUAUCGAGACUAUAGUAACGGACAGGCAGGUGCUAUAGUACACUUAAAAGAAAGCUUGGAACAAUCAAUAGGCCAACUACGGAGUCAACGUUUAUUGAGAAACUCAGGAGGGAGAAGUAUUUCUGUUACAAGUCUGAGUGCAAGUGACCUUGAUGGUGGCACUGUGUCAGAAAGCCACCGUUUUCCACCUACCUCACCUCUCAAGGACUAUGGGGAUCAACAGGGUAGUAAACGAAUUAGAUCCAGAGCUGGUGUCCGAUUUGUUCGGGAGACUGAGAACGUGGGCCAGAUUCAUGCUUUUCAUCAGUCCCUCCGAGACCUCAGCAGUGAACAAGUUCGCCUUGGAGAUGAUUUCAACCGGGAGCUUGCCAGAAGAUGCAGGUCGGAUGCUGAAACAAAAAGGGCUUUGGAAAGAUUGACCGAAAAACUGAGCGAAACCCAAAAACAAGAAGUGGUUUCAGAUCGGGUGGAGCGACGGCUGCAGGAAAUAGAAAGGGAGAUGCGCACAGAAAGAGAACUGGUGGAAAGACGCCAGGACCAAUUGGGACUUAUUUCUUUGCAGCUACAAGAGGCAUUGAAGAAACAAGAAGCUAAAACAGAUGAUGAGGGAGUAAUGCAAAACAAGCUAAGACAAACUGAAACUGAGAAGAACCAACUUGAACAGGAAUUGGAGCUGUCUCGAAGGUUACUAAAUCAGUCAGAAGGCAGCAGAGAAACACUUUUGCAUCAGGUGGAAGAACUCCGUACACAACUUAUGAAAGCAGAAGGUGAUCGAAAGGGUUUACAACAUCAAGUUUCUCAGAUUUCCAACCAACAGUUAAACCAUCAGGAUGAACAAGGAGAUGACCGGAGAUUUAGGAGAGGCGUUGAGCGAGAAAAAGUGGAUCUGGAGAAGCAGAUGUCAGAGCUGAGAGUCCAGCUGAGCUUUAGCGCCAUGGCCUCUGAGCUGGAAGAAGUGAAGCGGUGCAUGGAGCGGAAAGACCAGGAGAAAGCACAUUUGGCAGCACAAGUGGAGAAUUUAACACGUGAAUUGGACAACAAGGAAAAGCAGCAAAUACAGAUGUUGAAUCAACUUAAGGAGAUCCAGAAUCACUUUGAGACAUGUGAUGCCAAGCGCAAGCAAGCUGACCACCAGAUCUCCGAAUUGACGCACCAUGCUGAGGAUGCAACCAAGCAGGCUGAGCAGUACCUCCUGGAGUUCCAGCAGUCAGAGGCCCUGAGGCAGGAGGCAGAAAAGAGGAGAGAGGAGCUGAAACUGAAAGCUCAGGAGUCCAUUAGGCAGUGGAAGCUGAAGCAUAAGAAGUUAGAGCGAGCAAUGGAGAAACAAUCUGAAACUCUGGAUCAACUGACCGACAAGAAUAAUCAGAUCCUAAAAGAAAAGGAUGAAUUGAAAAGCCAGCUUUAUGUGGCAUUACAACAAAUAGAGAACCUUCGAAAGGAAUUGAACGAGGUCCUAACCAAGCGGGCCCUUCAGGAGGAGGAGCUUCAUUGUAAGGAGCAGAAGCUAAGUGACGUGAAGGCUCAUCAAGCUGACCUUGAACUAGAAGUCAAGGAUUCCCUGGACACCAUCCAUAGGCUAGACUCUGAAAUCCAAAAGCAGAAUAAGGUUCAGAGCCAACUGAAAGUGGAGAAAGCUCACUUGGAGGAAGAAAUUGCAGAACUAAAGAAGAGCCAGGCCAAGGACAAAGCUCAGCUUCUGGAGAUGCAAGAGGCCAUCAAGAACUUGAGUGCCAUCCGGGCAGACCUGGCUAAUAAAUUGGCUGAGGAACAGAGAGCCAGGAAGGAAGUGCUUAAGAACCUUUCUGACCUCAAGACACAGGCGGAAUCUAGAGAUGAAGAAACGGCUACAAUCAUCACCCAGUUAAAGCUGGAACGCGAUGUGCACCAGAGGGAGCUGGCAGAUCUCACGUCCUCACUGCAGAGUGUGAGAACUAAACACGAACAAAAUGUCCAGGAGCUCAUGAAGCACUUCAAGAAAGAGAAGAGUGAAGCCGAGAAUCAUAUCAGGACACUUAAGGCAGAAAGCUUAGAAGAUAAGAAUAUCGCCAAAGUCCAUCUUUGUCAACUAGAGAAGUUAAAAUUACAGUGUGACAGGUUGACAGAGGAAUUAAACCAGAAUGAAAAUGAGAACAAAAAACUAAAGCUAAAAUAUCAGAGUUUGAAGGAUAACCUAGAAGAAAAGGAGAAACAUAUAAGCAAUGAAGAAGAGCACUUAAGGAGGAUGGAAGAGGCCAGAUUGCAGCUCAAGGAUCAACUUCUUUGCCUGGAGACUGAACAAGAAUCCAUUCUUGGUGUGAUAGGAAAGGAAAUUGAUGCAGCUUGUAAAACCUUCUCCAGGGACUCGAUGGAGAAAUUCAAAUUUUUUUCAUCUGGUCCUGACAUUAAUUAUGACCCACAUCGCUGGUUAGCAGAAAGCAAGACUAAACUUCAAUGGCUCUGUGAGGAACUGAAGGAGAGAGAAAACAGGGAGAAAAGUCUGCGGCACGAGCUAAUGCUGUGCAAACAGCAGCUGAGGAAUAUGACUGAGAACAAGGAAUCCGAGCUCCAGUGUCUCCUGGAACAGAUAGAAAGGCAGGAGCUGCUUCUGGAAGAAAUACACCAAGAGAAGAGAGAUCUGCUGGAGGAGUCCCACAGAAAAGAUGAAGAAAUGGAAUCUCUACAGCCAAAGCUACAGUUUAAAAUUCCACCUUGGGAGGAUGCUAGUCAGACUGCAAUGAGAAAUCACAAGGAAGCUCAAUUGGAAGAAAAAGCAGACCGUGUAAAUGUGUUAGAAACGAGUACCCGCGUGGCCUUAGACCAUCUGGAGUCUGUGCCUGAGAAACUGAGCCUACUAGAAGGUUUCAAGGACUUCAGAGAUUCCCACAGUUUAUCCGAGAGAACCGAUGGGAGGUACUCCAAAUACAGAGUUCCCCGAGAGUCUCUUCAGCAGCACCGAGACGAGCCCAAGUACAGAAUCAGAAGCUUCAAAGAUGACCGAACCUUCGCCGAAAGUGCCCAUGCUCAUGGGCUAGAUCACUCACCUUCUUGGCAGGACCACAGUCGCUUCCUGUCUGCUCCACGGUUCUCACACUCGGCCUCAUUUACCAAAAGAACUUUUGCUCCCGAUUCAACUUCAACCAAGGAAGAUGCCACAGGUUUACCAAUGGAUGGAACAAGUCCACAAUCCAAAAAGCAGGAAUAUGAAAGCAAAAACAGCAAAAUGUGCCGCCAGUCUCAUUUUUCCAACCAAAAUUUGAGUUUAUAAUUGAGGUCUUUCAACAAUGACUAGCUAAAAAGGAGGGAAAUGAGUUCCCCUGGAGGCAGAAGUUGCCAGCACUUCAGAUUCAGGGAGCAUUUAUAUACAACUGAUUUUUUAAAAAGUGCUUUCUCCCUAAUAAAUUAUCAUGUGUUAUAA
Molecule: messenger RNA, 3875 nt
Organism: Eptesicus fuscus (big brown bat)
Lineage: Eukaryota; Metazoa; Chordata; Mammalia; Chiroptera; Vespertilionidae
Gene: CEP128
Product: centrosomal protein 128
Exons: 27
Coding region: 291-3725 (1144 amino acids)
Source: RefSeq, a predicted model, not a curated record